AUGAAAAAUGUCAGUAUAAUUACUGAGUUUGUCCUUCUGGGGUUGUCUAGUGACCCCCAGAUCCAGACCAUGCUCUUUGUGCUGUUCCUGGGGAUUUACCUUCUGACUUUGCUGGGGAAUCUGGUGAUGAUCCUGGUGAUCAGGGUGGAUUCUCGCCUCCAUACACCCAUGUACUUCUUCCUCGGACACCUAUCCUUCCUGGAUAUCAGUUUCUCCUCAGUCACCGUGCCCAAAAUGCUACAGAACUUCUUAUCUCAGAAUAAAAGCAUCUCAGUGUGGGGAUGCAUCACUCAGAGUUUCUUUUUCACUCUCUCUGGGGGAACAGAAGCUUGUCUUCUCUCUGCCAUGGCCUAUGACCGCUAUGCUGCCAUCUGCCACCCUCUGGUCUACACCAUGGUCAUAAACAGACCUCUCUGUAUUGUGAUUGUGAGCAUAGCUUGGACAAUGGGAUUUCUGAUUUCCUUGAUGAAUAGUCUCUUCAUCCACAAGUUACAUUUCUGUGAGUACAACAUCAUCCCCCAUUUCAGCUGUGAGCUACCUCCACUCUUUCCUCUCUCCUGUACUGAUCCCAUUGUCAACGAGAUUCUUCUAGCAGUGUCAUGUGCAUUUCUAGGGCUGCUGACACUUGCUCUGAUCCUCUUCUCUUACUCCAGAAUCAUUUCUGCCAUUCUGAACAUCCACUCCUCUGAGGGCCAGGCCAAAGCCUUCUCAACCUGCUCCUCCCACCUCACUGUGGUGCUCUUGUUCUAUGGGACAGCUCUAUUCAGGUACAUCAGCCCCGCCUCAGGCUCAGUGUUGGAGCGAGUGGUCUCCAUUCAGUACAGUGUGAUCACAUCCUUGCUGAACCCCCUCAUCUACAGCCUCAAGAACCAGGAGGUGAAGGCAGCUCUGCAGAGGAUGCUGAAGAAACAGAAGUGUGCCUUAGUAGAGUAA
Molecule: messenger RNA, 933 nt
Organism: Ailuropoda melanoleuca (giant panda)
Lineage: Eukaryota; Metazoa; Chordata; Mammalia; Carnivora; Ursidae
Product: olfactory receptor 8S1-like
Exons: 1
Coding region: 1-933 (310 amino acids)
Biological process (GO): G protein-coupled receptor signaling pathway
Cellular component (GO): membrane
Molecular function (GO): olfactory receptor activity; G protein-coupled receptor activity
Source: RefSeq, a predicted model, not a curated record